Molecule: messenger RNA, 3171 nt
Organism: Anastrepha obliqua
Lineage: Eukaryota; Metazoa; Arthropoda; Insecta; Diptera; Tephritidae
Gene: Fatp3
Product: long-chain fatty acid transport protein 4
Exons: 7
Coding region: 614-2596 (660 amino acids)
Biological process (GO): triglyceride homeostasis
Cellular component (GO): endoplasmic reticulum
Molecular function (GO): long-chain fatty acid transmembrane transporter activity; long-chain fatty acid-CoA ligase activity
Source: RefSeq, a predicted model, not a curated record
UGUUGUCAGUUCGUUCGCGAGAGUCAUACUCAACGGCUGUACGUUUGUGGCGUUGCAAAAUCGAUUCAGUUGUGAAAAUCAAAAAGGAAAAAAUUUAACAAUGCAAUAGAAUAACAAACAAAAUCGAGGUGACAAGCAAGUAAAAUUGCCAAGCGUAGAAAGUAUCGAAGAAAUUCGACAGAUAGCAACGAUAGUACAAGUGCUAAUAAAGAAUAUACAUAAAAUACUUGGCGCGUCAUUUGUGAUUAUUUCAUGGUGGAACGAUUAAGGUGGGUGCGUCAUACAAUGCGUUCAACUUAAGUAAGGCCGCGCUCACGCGAACGUUAGAGCGUGGUGUGUGCUGUUUUCCAAGUGCUUUACAGACACACACACCUAUGAAUUUUCAUGUACAUAUAUACAUAUAUGUAUGCAUGUACUUAUAAAGCUUUUCAAAGUAAAUAGAAAAACAAAAACAAACGCAUAGUGUGAUUGCAACUAUCAAAGACAGCUGCGCAGUACUGAUAACAGGUGGCUGUGGUAAGAGGGUAAAGCGAACAGGAGCGGUGUGGAAACGAGUGAAGCAAGGGAAACAGCUGAUCUAAACCAUUUACGAAGAGAUUGAAACUGAACUAUAAUGCAAGUUUUGUUGGUGCUUAACUUUAGGCAACGAAAUGCCACACGCCUUGCCACAAUCCUUUCCGGAGUGUUUGCCCUCAUAUUGUUCAAAGACAGCGCAAAAGCAUGCCUGAUUCUAGGAGCUGCAUUGGCGUUAUUGCUCAGGAAUCCAACCUUUGUCUACGCUUUCGGGACCACUAUUAGACGGGAUAUUGUAGCGGGGUACCGUUUCGUCAGGCUGAAUCUUUUCAUAAUGUUUAUGGAACGGAGGCAAUGGACUAUAGCACGCAUAUUUCAAGAACGCGCGAAAAUGCACCCUCAAAAGCCAUGCUUCAUAAUGGACGACCGCUCAUUAAGCUUUCAAUGGGUGGAGGAGUAUACUAACAAAGUGGGCGCUUAUUUCAAAGCGCGCGGCCUGCAACGAGGCGAUUGCGUAGCUUUGAUCAUGGAAACUAGACCAGAGUAUGUGUGUCUCUGGCUGGGACUGUCGAAGAUUGGUGUCGUCACAGCAUUAAUCAAUUCACAUUUGCGGCGUGAAACGCUGCUGCAUUCAAUACAUGUGGCAAAUGCACAAGCCAUUAUUGUAAGCACCGAACUUACUAAAGCAUUGGAAGAAAUUUACUACGACAUGGAGAUCAAGGCGUUACCAGUGUAUCAAUAUAGUGAUGAUGAACAACGAGAUAUUGAUAACUUUAAUCUCUUAAACGGUGCUAUUGACCUCUCCAGUGCCUUGCAAGUGCAGCCGGUUGAAGAUCUGAGUGCGAGUAUUGCCCUUUGCAAUCCCAAAGACAAACUACUCUAUGUGUAUACGUCGGGCACUACGGGUAUGCCAAAGGCCGCAGUUAUAAAUAAUCUAAGGUACUUGUUUAUGGCCAGCGGAAUCCACCAUAUGCUCGCUCUGAAAACCAGCGAUGUCAUAUAUAAUCCCUUGCCACUUUAUCAUACUGCAGGGGGUAUACUUGGAAUUGGAAAUGCCCUGGUGCAUGGCUGUACCAUCGCCAUGCGUAAAAAAUUUUCUGCAUCAAAUUUCUGGAAGGAUUGCAUCAAGUACGAUUGCACAGUGGCGCAGUACAUUGGUGAAUUGUGUCGUUAUCUUCUAUCCACGCCUCCAAAACCAGAGGACACACAACACCGUCUACGCUUGAUGUACGGCAAUGGUUUGCGUCCACAAAUUUGGUCUCAAUUUGUAUCCAGAUUCAACAUUCCAAACAUUGGCGAAGUCUAUGGAUCCACUGAGGGCAACUCGAAUCUCGCCAAUAUGACCAAUCAAGUGGGUGCUGUAGGUUUUGUGCCACUCAUUUUGCGCUCUUUUUAUCCCGUACAAAUUAUUAAAUGUGAUGAGGAGACAGGUGAACCCAUUCGAAAUGCUAAUGGCUAUUGCCAACGCUGUUCGCCUGGUGAAACCGGGUUGCUAAUAGGUAAAGUGAAUCCAAGACGCGCGGCGACUGCCUUCAAUGGGUAUGCUGACAAGAAGUCGUCGGAAAAGAAGCUGUUGCGAAAUGCAUUCAGGGAAGGUGAUCUCUUCUUCAACUCUGGUGACAUGGUGGUUGGAGACAUCCUGGGAUAUUUCUAUUUCAAAGAUCGCACUGGUGAUACAUUCCGUUGGCGUGGUGAAAAUGUUGCAACACAAGAAGUGGAAGCGAUUAUCACAAAUAUCGUUGGUCUGCAAGAUUGUGUCGUCUAUGGUGUAGAUGUCCCCUACGUGGAAGGCAAAGCUGGAAUGGCGGCUAUAGUAGACCCCGAUCGCAAAGUAGACAUGCAACAUCUAUCAGCAGGAGUGCGCGGCAGUUUGCCGGCAUAUGCACGACCACUUUUCAUCCGAUUGAUGAAUGAUAUACCGCGUACUGCUACCUUUAAACUAAAGAAGAGAGAGCUUGUACGAGAAGCUUUCGAUAUUCAUCGAACUAUAGAUCCUAUCUAUUAUUUGAACAAAGAUGGUAUAUAUCGAUUGCUAACACAGGAGCAAUUUGAGGAUUUGUUACAUGGCAAAGGCGGACUGUAAAAACAAAUAAUUGAACAAUAUUCUUAAAAUAGUUGGAAAGUGAAAUUUUAACGGUGGCAUUUUGGAUUGUGAAAUUAUUUUUACACAAAGAGUUGAGUGCAAUAAUGUACAAAAUGAACAAAUUUAAUGGCCUUAGUCCUUAGUCAAUGUAAAGUUUCAUAUCUUGCGCUGGCUGUCAUAUUUGAAAUGUCAUAAAAAAGUUUUGUUUAAGUAGUGUUGAUAUGAAAAAUGUUUAAUAUGUGUGAAUAUUUUUAAAUGAAAUCGAUUGAUAAAUAAGUAUGCCGUUUUGUAAGUUCAGAGAGAUAAAUACAUGUAUAUAGUACAACAACUGGUUACCACUGCAUGUUAGUACAAUUUUGAUUUUAAUGCAAUAAUCGAUAUAAAAUUUAAAGAAUAUUUGUUGAACGAAAACAAAUUUAUUGCCGUAUUUUACAAAGCUUCUCACAAAAUCUUAUUAUACUAUUUUUAAAGAAUAUGUAUUAGUUUUCCAUCCGAUUUCAAGGUUAUGAAAUAUUGAACUCUCUGUAGUAUUUUUUACAAAUAAGAAAGAAAAUAAAAUUGAAGAAAUUACGAAA